AUAACAGACUGCUUAAACCCUAACGUCACUUUCUACCGUGUGUGUAACAAUGGAAGAAGAAUCUCAUAUCGAAGAUGGAGAAAAGCAGACCAAACUCGAGGUUGCUCCUGCAUUGAUAUCCGUUCAUCCAUUUCAGAAGUCUGUUGCUGUCACUGUCGGAUCGGAUCUUCGUGUAUUCGAUCUUAUAGAGAAUCGUCCAGUUAGUUUGGUGGAUGAAUCUGAGGGGCCUUCUCAUAAAGAUUCCAUUAGAUGUAUUAGAUAUGGUGCAAAUGGGAAGCUUUUUGCAUCUGCAGGAGAUGACAAGCUCGUUAAGAUUUGGUCUGCUGACUCUUGGCAUUGCCUUACCACCAUAUCUUCUGAAAAGAGAGUUACCGCGGUUGCUAUAUGCAGCGAUGAUUCAUAUGUUUGCUAUGCGGACAAGUUUGGUGUUGUUUGGGUGGUCCAGCUGGAUGGGAUCAAUGAGGGUCAAAUUUUACCUAGCAAGAAGGGUGUGCCAUUGUUUGGCCAUUAUUGUAGUAUUAUUACUAGCCUGGAGUUUUCCACAGAUGGUCGAUAUAUUCUUAGUGCAGAUCGGGACUUUAAGAUCAGGGUGACAGUUUUUCCUAAGAAGCCUCUACAAGGGGCUCAUGAAAUACAGAGCUUUUGUCUUGGACAUACAGAGUUCGUCACCUGCAUAGCCUUUGUUCAGAAUCUAGAGCUUACUCAAGGAUACCUCAUGUCUGGAAGUGGAGAUUCAAGUGUUCGACUGUGGGAUAUUACAUCUGGGUCUCUUCUGGACACAUGUAACAUUAGUCCAAUGGUCAAAUAUUUAGAGUCUAAUGAAAGUGAGCCGACGCAAGUCACAGUUACCGACAUAUGCGCACUACCAAAUUCUUCUCUUGCAGCAGUAGCUAUUCAAAGCUUUCAAGGAAUAGUAUUGCUAAACUGUGAUUUAUCAGUCCAUACUCUCUCCAUUACAAAGGUGAUUAAAAUCCCUGGAGAGAGUUUCAUCCCAACAAGUAUAUCUUUUAGCACAUCUACAAGGUCACUAUGGAUAGUAUCAGGCGCCUCUAAUGGUUCAAACCAUCCUGGUUAUACAAGGGUUCGUCUCAUCUCGUGCAUUGAAACUGAACUAUCUUCAAUCCUUGAAGAUGAGCAGAUUCCUGGAGGGACAAAACUGUUGGAGCAUCUGCAAGGUAAAUUUUCAAUAGAAGAGAGUGUGAUGAGUGCUGCAGCAGAAGCUGCGAGAGCAGCAAUGUCCAGCCUCUUGAUGAAGAAGCAAUACUCUGAAGAGAAUAGAGAGUUCAGGAAAAACAACAGAAAUGAUAAGAAAACCACACAGUGAUUACAAUUUGCUGAUCUGUUUUCUGGCUUCUGAUUAAUGUUUUGUUAUGUGAUCUUUUAUCAUUGCAACUCUUUUUUUUUUGUUGGUGCAAAAACAUAUUCGAAAAUGCAAAUUCAAACAUUGUUCUCA
This is a messenger RNA of Raphanus sativus (radish), 1453 nucleotides long. RefSeq lists its product as uncharacterized. Gene Ontology annotation, cellular component: nucleus; tRNA methyltransferase complex; cytosol. Bases 50 to 1324 code for a protein of 424 amino acids. The record is from RefSeq and is a predicted model, not a curated record. Gene Ontology annotation, biological process: RNA (guanine-N7)-methylation. Lineage: Eukaryota; Viridiplantae; Streptophyta; Magnoliopsida; Brassicales; Brassicaceae. Gene Ontology annotation, molecular function: protein binding; tRNA (guanine(46)-N7)-methyltransferase activity. The transcript is spliced from 10 exons.